AUGAAUGUGAAAAGUUUAUAUUUUGCGAAAAGAAUGGGAACGUUCGCUCUGAACCUAUUCCGACCACUCUCGCCCCCAACAAAUCCUGUUGGCGCUGAAUUCGAUCCCGAUGAAGAUGAGCCAACCCUUGAAGCAGCUUGGCCACAUCUGCAGCUCGUCUACGAAUUCUUUUUGCGUUUUCUCGAAUCACCAGAUUUCCAAUCGAGCAUUGCGAAGAAGUACAUUGACCAUCAGUUUAUGCUAAGGCUCCUGAUGAUUAUGGAUUCUGAAGACCCCCGUGAACGAGAUUUUUUGAAAACGACUCUACAUCGGAUAUAUGGAAAGUUUUUAGGCAUGAGGGCGUACAUACGGAAGCAAAUGAACAACAUUUUCUAUUGUUUUAUUUACGAAACUGAGCGGCAUAAUGGUAUUGCAGAGCUAUUAGAGAUACUAGGAAGUAUUAUUAAUGGUUUCGCGCUUCCAUUGAAAGAGGAACAUAGGACGUUUCUGCUUCGUGUCUUACUGCCACUGCAUAAGUGUAUUCAUCUCGAGAGAACAUACCCUAAUUAUCUAUGUCUCACAUCUUUGACAAAUCAAGCAAAACCAAGGUUGCAAAGAAUCUCUCCUGUUAAUCCGUUCAUCAUAGGUGAAAUCUCUGUCCACUUAUCAUCCACAACUGGCCUACUGCGUAGUCCAAUUCCUUGA
Messenger RNA from Strongylus vulgaris, 684 nucleotides. The record is from the annotation of a GenBank genome assembly. NCBI's taxonomy places the organism in Eukaryota, Metazoa, Nematoda, Chromadorea, Rhabditida, Strongylidae.